Molecule: messenger RNA, 2328 nt
Organism: Sporothrix brasiliensis 5110
Lineage: Eukaryota; Fungi; Ascomycota; Sordariomycetes; Ophiostomatales; Ophiostomataceae
Product: protein SOK2
Exons: 3
Coding region: 1-2328 (775 amino acids)
Biological process (GO): positive regulation of transcription by RNA polymerase II
Cellular component (GO): nucleus
Molecular function (GO): DNA-binding transcription factor activity; sequence-specific DNA binding
Source: RefSeq, a predicted model, not a curated record
AUGAACGAGCGACUGCCGUCGUUGCCAUUUCCUCCCUCUUCCCAGCAGGCAUACUCGUCGGGAACCGUUUCCCCCCGAGUUGGCUCCAUUGGGUCGUCUACGAGCUCCAACGUCGACUCCCAGUCGCCAUAUACCUCGGUGGCCUCCUCGCACGGCCCCAAGACACCACCGUCCAGCACCGUUCUUCCCUCGGUGCCGUCGUCGUUGCUGUCCAGCGGCCUCCAUACGCCCAUUGUCCAGUCGUCCGUUCACGGGUACGACCAAUACCAGCACGCCGCCAUGAACCAAGGAACCGCUGAAAUGUACUACCAGCAGCCGCAUCUGCAGGGUGGCCAGGCACAACCGCCACCAGUCACCUCCAGUGCCAUUGCCCAGUACACGCAUCAGCAGCCGCCGCUGCUGCAGCCCGGCCCUGCCCAGUACCCGAAUCCGUCGCCCUACGGCCAGUACGGCUAUACCAAUGGCUUGACAUCACCGCCGACCGCCGCCCCCGUGGCUAACCCCAUGACGGCCAACCCGCAUGUGCUCCCGCUUCCGGGUGUCGCCGCGCAACAGGGUAUGCAGAACAGCUACUCGGGUUUCGACAACACCGGCCAGAUUGCCCCGCCCGGCAUGAAGCCCCGUGUCACGGCUACGCUCUGGGAAGACGAGGGCAGCCUCUGCUUCCAGGUUGAGGCUCGCGGCAUCUGCGUGGCCCGGAGAGAAGACAACCACAUGAUCAACGGCACUAAGCUCCUGAACGUUGCUGGUAUGACUCGCGGUCGCCGUGACGGUAUUCUGAAGAGCGAAAAGGUCCGCCACGUCGUCAAAAUUGGCCCGAUGCACUUGAAGGGCGUGUGGAUCCCCUUUGAGCGUGCGCUGGACUUUGCCAACAAGGAGAAGAUCACUGAGCUUCUGUUUCCCCUCUUCGUGCAUAACAUUGCUGCUCUGCUGUACCACCCCACCAACCAGACCCGUACGAGCCAGGUCAUGGCCGCCGCCGAGCGCCGGAAACAGGAGCAGGGCCAGAUGCGCAACGGUCAGGCCGGAGCCCCUGGCCUGCCGUCCCUGCAGCACCACUCGACCAUGGCCCUACCUGGCCCGCAGCAGACGUUGCCGUCUCAUGCCAAUAUGACGACACCCACCGGCCGCCCGCCACUCGACCGCGCCCACACUUUCCCCACGCCGCCGACCAGUGCGUCAAGCGUCAUGGGCAGUGGGAUGAGCGCGUCCGAGCCGUUCUCGUGGCCGCAGCAGGGCGUCAAUGGCGCCCAGGCUGCCAACCCAAUGUCAAUAGACACGAGCCUGAGCAACGCCCGCUCCAUGCCUGCCACACCCGCUACCACCCCUCCAGGCCCGCCCCUGCAAGCGAUGCAGCAGUACCCCCCGACAACUCAGACAUACGAUGCCUCGCGCUCCAUGUACCACCACCAGACGCCGGCUCCGGCUACUCAGCAGCCGCCUUCGCAGCAGCACACGCCGCACCACAACCAGCAGCAGCAAAGUCAGGCCUACCUUGGUGCCGCUCCCAACAGCAGCCCCCACGACCGCAACAACGUCUACGGCCACAACGCCGUUGCCGCCGCCGCCGCGGCUGCCGCGGGUGGCUACGUCAAGACCGAGAUGCCUGCACCGGUGAACAACCGCUCGUCGAUUGCUGGCCCGUCUGGCAACGAGCCCGUCGUCGACAACAAGUCGCAAGCGAACGGCCUCCUGCAGCACGCCCACAACGGCCACGCCGGAGACGGUGUGUCCCACAGUGGUGUGCCCGAGGACGAGCAUGAGCACGAGCACGAAACUGAGUACACGCACGACAGCAACACGUACGAUGCGAGCCGCGCUCAGUACAACUACGGUGCACCCCAAGUGGCUACUCUGCCGAGCGAGCACACGCACCUCUCCACCGAUGUCGCAGCGGCUGCUGCUGCCAACCACCAGGCCACCUCCGGACGGUCGACCCCACGCAGUGCCGUCUCGCAGGCGUACUACGCCCAGCAGGGCUACAGCACGCCGCCGCGCACGGGCGCCACGUCUGCCGCCACCCAGGCGUCAAGCAACCUGUACAACGUCGUGACGAGCGAUCGUGGAAACGCGAACGGCGCCUCAGCCCAGGAUGUCUACGCCGGCCCGGCAGACCUGCCCGGCACCAUGCCCAACGGCUACACCACCCCGACUCUGAACGGCACGUCAGCAGGUAUGAAACGUGGCCGCGACGACGAUGACGAAAGGUCCUCCCUGGACAUGAAGCGCCGUAAGACGCUGCUCGACUCGUCGAUGCCGUCGGCCGUGUACGAUGCGUCGGCCAUCAACCGCGCAGCGCCACCCGUAGGUGCUCCGAGACAUAGAUAA